AUGUGUUCCAUCUACAUCUUUGAAUACGCCUGCGGCUGCAAGUACCAGGAAGAGGGCGUGGUCCCUUGUGUUAAACAAGGGACUCCUGAGUGCAAGGGCGUGAAGGAGCAGCCUCGUGCACGAGGCUUCCGGCACUCGAUUACUUCGGGGGCUCGAGGCCGUCCAUCGUUAUGUCCUACGAUCCUCGAGUGA
Penicillium mononematosum is the source of this 192-nucleotide messenger RNA. RefSeq lists its product as uncharacterized. The record is from RefSeq and is a predicted model, not a curated record. Lineage: Eukaryota; Fungi; Ascomycota; Eurotiomycetes; Eurotiales; Aspergillaceae. Bases 1 to 192 code for a protein of 63 amino acids. The transcript is spliced from 2 exons.